Messenger RNA from Cinclus cinclus, 1952 nucleotides. Its product is annotated as vacuolar fusion protein MON1 homolog B-like. The transcript has 4 exons. Gene Ontology annotation, biological process: vesicle-mediated transport; protein targeting to vacuole. The coding region runs from base 1 to 1950 and encodes 649 amino acids. The record is from RefSeq and is a predicted model, not a curated record. Lineage: Eukaryota; Metazoa; Chordata; Aves; Passeriformes; Cinclidae.
AUGGACCCAGUGAGGAGAGUGGACGAGGCGACUCCAAGUUGUCACCACAGUGGGGAGGAUGAAGAGGAGGAGGAUGUGACAGCAGUGGCAGCCAUGACAUCAUCUCUGUGUCACCCUGCUGGGAAUGAGGGGGAGGACAAGGAGGUGGCAGAAGUAGUGACAGCCACAAUGUCCCUGGGGUGCCACCCCACCGAGGAGGAGGAGAAGGUGGCAGUGGCCAUGACACCUCAAGGUGGGCCGUGUGGCAGGGAUGAGGAUGUGGUGGCACCAGUGACAGCAGAAGCAGCUACAGCAUCCCAGGGCUGUCAUGCCGGUGGGGAGGAGGAGGUGACCACAGCGGUGACAAGAGCAGUGACGUCCCCAGGCGUUCAACCCAGCGAGGAGGAGAUGACCAUGGCAGCAACGCCCCCAGCACAUCCUCCUGCAGGGGAUAAAGAGGAGGUGACAGCAGCAGUGACGUCCCCAGCGUGUCACCCCGAGGAGGAAGAGGAAGAGGUGACAGCAACCGUGACAUCCCCAGUGUGUCACCCGAGUGAGGAAGAGGAGGAGGUGACAGCAGCUGUGACGGCAGCGGCGGCCACGUCAGCCCCGGGCGGGCGGCGCGGCGCGGACGAGGACGUGGCGGCCGCGGGCUGGCGAGCGCGGCGCAAACACGUGUUCGUGCUCAGCGAGGCCGGGAAGCCGAUCUACUCCCGCCAUGGCAAUGAGGAGGCGCUGGCGGCCACCAUGGGUGUCAUGAUGGCCCUCGUGUCCUUCAUCCAGAGCGGCGGCAAUGCCAUCCGUGCCAUCUGCUCCGAGGACCGCACGCUGGUGUUCGAGCAGCGGGGCCCGCUGCUGCUGGUGUCGGUGUCCCGCACACGGCAGUCAGCGGCGCAGCUGCGGCGGGAGCUGGCCUUCGUGCACGAGCAGAUCCUGUCGCUGCUGACCCGCGGUGGCAUCGCCCGCGUCUUCGCUCGCCGCCGCGGCUUCGACCUUCGCCGGCUGCUGGCGGGUGCCGAGGCCGUGCUGGACCGGCUGCUCUGCGGGGCCGCUGCCGAUGGGCGGCUGAUGCUGGGAGCCGCUCGCUGCCUGCCCCUGCCCGGAGGGCUCCGCCGAGCCGUGUCCGGGGCUCUACGCCGAGCCGCCGCCGCCGCUCGCCCGGCGCCAGCCCUGGCCGUGCUGGCAGCCCGGGGACGCCUGGUGACAGCGGCGAGGCAGCGAGCGCUGGCCGAGGGCGGACGGCUCUGUGCCAGCGACCUGCACCUGCUGCUCAACCUGCUGGGUGGCGGGGCGGGCGCGGGGGCGGGCGAGGUGUGGACCCCCGUGUGUUUGCCCCGUUUCAACCCCGAUGGGUAUUUCUAUGCGUACGCGGCGAGGCUGGGCGAGGAGGAGGAGGAGGAGGGCGGCGUGAUGCUGAUUUUGCUGUCCACGGAGCGAGAGGGUUUUUACGCGGCGGCUGCGUGCCGGCGGCAGCUGGAGGAUACGCUGCGGGCUCAGGGCUGGCUGGCCGAGCUGGCCGCGGCCGUGCGAGGGGGAGCGGGGUAUGGCCCGUCCCGCCCCGGAGCCCCCGAGCUCCGGCACUUCCUCUACAAACCCUUGGAGGGACCGGAGGAGAUGCAGCAGCUGCCGCAGUUCACCAGCCCCGAGCUGGAGGAGCCCUACACCAGCGAGGAGGAGCAGCACCGGCUCUUCGACCUGUACCACUACCUGCACAGCCGGGUGCACAGCCCGCACCGGCCCCUGCGCCUGCUCUACCACGUGGCUGAGAAGGAAACGCUCCUGGCCUGGGUGACCAGCAAAUUCGAGCUGUACAGCUGCUUCAGCCCUCUGGUGACGAAGGCAGGCGCCAUCGCCGUGCUCACCAAGCUGCUGCGCUGGCUCAAGAAGGAGGAGGACUGGCUGUUCAUCCGCUACCCGGCACCGUUCUGUGCUGCACCCGCACGCCCCGAGGCGCCCGAGCCCGAGGGCUGACA